Molecule: messenger RNA, 2225 nt
Organism: Cinclus cinclus
Lineage: Eukaryota; Metazoa; Chordata; Aves; Passeriformes; Cinclidae
Gene: EAF2
Product: ELL associated factor 2
Exons: 5
Coding region: 44-847 (267 amino acids)
Biological process (GO): regulation of transcription elongation by RNA polymerase II; positive regulation of DNA-templated transcription
Cellular component (GO): super elongation complex
Molecular function (GO): transcription elongation factor activity
Source: RefSeq, a predicted model, not a curated record
GGCGGCGGCCCUGGGGCCCGCCAUGGUGUGAGGCGCUGCCGCGAUGAACGGAGCGGUCCCGUCGCUCUACGAUCCCAAGGCGCGGGUGUUAAAGCUAGGAGAGAGCUUCGAGAAGCAGCCGCGCUGUGCCUUCCACACCGUCCGCUAUGACUUUAAGCCUGCAUCUAUUGAUAUGUCCUGUGAAGGAGACCUUGAAGUUGGCAAAGGUGAACAGGUGACAAUAACUCUGCCAAAUAUUGAGGGUUCAACUCCACCAGUGACUGUGUUCAAGGGCUCAAAGAAACCUUAUCUGAAAGAAUGUAUCUUAAUUAUCAACCAUGACACUGGAGAAUGUCGCCUAGAGAAACUUAGUAGCAACAUCACUGUGAAAAAAACCAGAGCUGAAGGAAGUAGUAAAGUGCAGUCUCGCAUUGAGCAGCAACAGCAGCAAAUGAGAAAUGCAACAAAGGUUCCAAACAACAUUAAAAACUCUCCAUCAAAAGAAAAAUCAUUUCCACCUUCUCCUAUGGAUGAUAUUGAACGGGAGCUAAAAGCAGAAGCCAGUAUCAUGGACCAGCUGAGUAGCUCUGACAGUUCAUCUGACUCUAAAAGUUCUUCAUCCUCUUCAUCAAGUAGUGAAAAUAGCUCUAGUGAUUCUGAAGAUGAAGAAAUGAAGCCCCCUCUUCCUAUGUCAAUGCCAUAUUUGCAGCCUCAGCCUACUGUGUCUGCCAUACCACAACAGGCUGUUCCUGACAAAGAUGCCAGUCAUAACAGAUCCCAAGAGAGCAGUGGUCAUAUGAUGAAUACACUACGUAAGUACAAAGGCUGUUCUUUUCUUAGUGCACAGUUCCAGACAUCAAGAUUCUAAAAGGAAACCAUAUUGUUUUUAAGUAUGUCUCUAUUAUAAUUAAAACUGUGGGAAGUGAAGCUAGGGUUUUGAUUGUUCAGCAGCAGGCUGAAUUAGACACUGGGCUAGAAGGUUCAUGGUUCACAGAGAUAUUAAAUUAAAGCUGAAGCAGUUGGAAAUAUUUCCUAAGUUGUUCUGGCUUCCUCCCAGUUCUAUACAUUGGGACUGGAGAACAGUAAUUUUGUAUUGAAAAUACAUGAACUAACAGGGUACUCCCUAAGCAUAUGUUUAUAAUUUCUUGGAUAGAACUAUGGGAAGAAUAAUAUGGUUGCAAUACUCUGAGUUACAGAAAAGAUGGUGUAUUCUUAGCUGUGUCCAUUACAAUUGUUCAUGGCAGUGUUCCACUGGCCAAAAUGGCAAAGCUGUCCUUUGCAUAUAAGGAAGGAGGUGAUUUGCUUGCAGGUGAUAUUAUCUUAGCUAAAAAUGUAAUUUGAAGAGUAGCUGUGAUGUUCGAGGGGUUGCUGCACUUGGAAAACUCUCCUUAAAAAAAAAAAAAAUCCCACCAAGUAACUUAAGUUCACUACCUGAUUAACAGGAGUACUCGGACAUAGAAAUGAGUAUUCAGCUAUGAUAACUCUUCCAAAAUGAUUGCAUUUUUAAUUAGCUGCUUAGCUGCCAGGUCUUGGUUUGAAGAGAUUUCCAUCAGCCCUGGUUUGUGGCUGAAUGGUUUAUCAUUUAUAUGUUAACUUGUUAUACUGAAAUUUUGGACUCUGGAAGAUCUACUUUUAUUUCAGCUCUUAGUGGGUAACAUGAAUGACAGUUCUUUUUCUUUUUUCUCUCUCUUUUUUUUUUUUGCUAGUACUUAAAUAUUUAAAUAACCUGCAUUGAUAUUUAAUUAUGUACUGCAUUAACAGAUAAGAUCAGACUGAAAAGUCCUGUGACUUCAUGUGUAGAGAAAUAAAUGCUGCUUUGAUUUUACUGCAGAGAACAAUGUCUUCAUGUUUACAAUUUUCAUAACUUAAGAAUGCCACUUAUUUCAACCCUUACUGACAAAUGUGAUUUCCCGUUCUCUACACUUUAAAUAAAACUGUUAUGGAAAUUUGAUUAAGCUUUAUCCCCAGUGAUGGAAUCUCAGGUGGCAAAGCUUCCAGUGAGAAAUUUAAGAACAGGUGGCCAACUCCACCAGUUCCAGCAUGGAGAUAAAAUGCUGCUUAAGCCAUGACAACAUCAGGACUCUUUCAGGGGAAGUUGGUGGCUUGAUGUUGCUUGAGAACCAUUUUGACAGGUAGAACCACUGCCUGUAACCUUAGGCCUCUGAGCUUGCCCAGCUCUUGAGAUUAUUGCCAUUUACUUCUAUCAUGUGUAAUCUUCCAUUACAGAUAUGUUACUGCUUAAAACA